Messenger RNA from Spirodela intermedia, 5338 nucleotides. The record is from the annotation of a GenBank genome assembly. Lineage: Eukaryota; Viridiplantae; Streptophyta; Magnoliopsida; Alismatales; Araceae.
AUGCUUCGCGCCUUAGCCGUCCACGAGAGGUUCUCCUCUUCUGCCCCCUUUGGAGAUUUUAGUUUUCGCUCUUUGAUGUUGCGAUGUGGCUUGCGCGUGUUUGUUCUGGGGCUGUCAGCCGGCUCCGGGGAUGGGUGUGGAGUUGCUACCCUCCCGCCCUUGCCUGAGAAUUGACGAUCUUUCUUUUCCGGCGACGAGGGUUCGAAUUGCUUGUCACGGGUAGAAGUUUCCCCAGUUCUUAAUUUCUCUGAUCCAUGUGAGGCUGAUAGUUCUGGUGAGGGGCGCCGAUCUGAGUGGAAAAUGUACGGGCAUUGAUGAGGUAGUUUGCUCGGUUUUGCGAACAUUUUGCACGCUCGACUUCUGGCGUUGGUUCAAGAAUCUCUGCUCGAAAUCAUUAUUUUUGGCGUAAAUUUCCUGACAUACGGUUCCCUUCAUUUCAUUUUGAAGCACUGUUGAUGACGAUUUCUUCGCAGGUUGUCAGCGUUCAGAAGGUCUAGAAGAUCUGGGUACAGCAGCCAGAAGGCCAACUAUUCACCAUUGAGGAAUCAUGGGUCACUCGCUAGGGUUGGACUUCCUGCCUCCCUAGGCCGACUGCUUUCGUGUUACAAGGUGUUUGGAAGAUGGAAUGCUUCAUUCACCAUGAACAGAGCGAGGGAGUGCUUACACCACUGCAAGACCGCGAGAUACUUCUCUAUCGUUUCGGCAAAGGGUUUGACUACCCAUCACGCCCAAUAUGCAUGGAAGCAGUUUUCGCUCAGCGGGUCUGCUUUCCCGAGGAUAAACAGGAUAGCAUUUGCAGUAAGUUUUGGCCUUUCGAGAUCUCCUGUCGUCCCCGGGGUUUUAGCUCUGAUUGUUGGACAGGCGGCCUGGACACAGAAGGCCUGGGCAGAUGGGGAAUACUACCCGACGAGGAAUAAUCUAUAUGCCAUGGCGCAAGACAGUCAUCUCUACUUCACGUCCUUCUUCUAUUCGCUUAUAGAGGGCGUCAUCCUGUUCUUGAGAGUGAUCUAUUUGGCAAUACUUUUCUCCCCCGCGCUUAGCAUGGCUCCAUUUGCUGAUAGUUUUGGCGCCCAGUUUAGAAGAAGAUGGCUCCACGUUGUCCAUUCCACCCUGGAGAAAGCAGGUCCGGCGUUCAUCAAAUGGGGUCAGUGGGCAGCGACGAGGCCUGAUCUCUUCCCAAGCGACCUUUGCUCUGAGCUGACGAAGCUCCACAUGAAGGCGCCAGCGCACAGCUUUUCCCAUACGAAAAAGACCGUGGAGAAGGCCUUUCACCGUAAGCUCUCAGAGAUUUUUGCAGACUUUGAGGAGGUCCCUGUCGCAUCUGGAAGCAUUGCCCAAAUACAUCGCGCUUCCUUAAAAUACAGGUACCGCGGGAAGGAAAAUAAGCCAGUUCUAGUUGCGGUGAAAGUCAGGCAUCCUGGUGUGGGUGAGGCGAUCAGGAGGGAUUUUGUGAUCGUCAACCUUGUGGCUAAAAUUUCCAAGUUUGUUCCUGCCCUGAAUUGGUUGAGGCUCGACGAGAGUGUGCAGCAGUUCGCGGUUUACAUGAUGUCUCAGGUGGAUCUUGCGAGAGAGGCCGCUCAGCUGAGCCGUUUUAUCUACAAUUUCCGGAGUUGGAAGGACGUGUCUUUUCCGAGGCCUCUUUAUCCGCUUGUGCAUCCUGCUGUUUUGGUGGAGACGUAUGAGAAGGGAGAAUGUGUGUCUCACUAUGUCGAUCAGCUUGAAGGAAAUAAUCGAAUUAAAAGUGCUCUGGCGCACAUUGGGACUCAUGCACUCCUCAAGAUGCUCCUGGUACAUGUUUGCUUUAAUUUUUAUGAUAAUAUUUAUUUAAAUUAUUCUAACUUUUCUUAAUCAUGUUGCCCAACAACGGUAUUUUGCAGAAGAUUAUGUAUGCAGUAUCUUUCAAUGCUUACUUUUCCUCCGCUAGGCAUUGCUUUUCAAAUUUUUUCAGCCUUUCUUUUUUUAUAAGUUAUCAUCUUUGUUUGUGGGUAGUUUAUGAACAGUAAUCUGUCGCAGAUGAGUUGCAUCUUUGGGAAUGAUUCUAUUUUUGGUUUCAAAAUUUUUCAGGUGGACAACUUCAUUCAUGCGGAUAUGCACCCGGGAAAUAUUCUUGUUCGCGUAUCUCACCCCAAGGCUCCAAGGAAAAACAUCUUCAAAUCUCGGCCGCAUAUAGUGUUCCUUGAUGUAGGCAUGACUGCUGAGCUUUCCAAAAGUGAUCGUCUUAAUUUGCUUGAAUUCUUCAAAGCUGUUGCCAUUCGUGAUGGCCGUACUGCCGCAGCGUGCACGCUAAAACUUUCUAAACAUCAGCACUGCCCAAAUCCGAAAGCUUUUACUGAGGUAAUGUACUAGAUUCUAAGUGCACCAAUUGGAGGACAUGAGUUUUAUUCUUGUCAAGUGUGAAAUUUAGUUUCUGUAUGUUCAAUUGAAUGCGAACAAACAGUGAGAAUCAGUCGGGUUGACUUUAUGCAAAACUAAAAAAAAAUCCUUCCUUCUAAUACGGUGAUCCUCAAUAUGUACGCGGGUUGAGUUUCUACUAGACUGCAUCUUCUUCCUUUCCAUGGAGAAGUAUUGAGUGGACAAGAAAAGUUAUUCAUACCUUUAGUGUAAAAGCUACUACUCUUUAGAAUACCUUUCAUGUCAUAGUAACUGCAUUUAUAAUCCCUAGAAUCAUAAAGGGUUUUCCCGUAUUUAUCGAAGAUGUACACGUGAUUAUCCAAGAUAAUCCCAUUUCCUAUUCCCUUUUUUAGAUUUUCUUCUCCGGGGUCGUCGUCACUUCAAGAGGAUUUUGGUUAUCCCUGGUCACUGGGAUACUUUGUCAUUGGGGGGAUAGGAUGCCUCGUGAUACAGCCUCCCACAUUGGGCUCGGAAAGAUUGUUGCCAAGGUCUUAAGAUGGGUUCAAGCGGGGUUUGAGAAGGAUUAUUAACUAUUGUUAGACAUUUUAGAUUCACCAUGGAUGUAGAAUCCGGGUCUUUGCAUACCCCUUCUUGUGGCAAGAUUAUUCUUACAGAUUGACCCUUGUGAACUUCUUUAGAUGAUUCUCCACUAGAUUUCACACCGUGGUCUCUUUCUCCUCCAUCGUUUUGAACUGUACAUACUCCAACUGUGAUACGAUCAGUGUGUGCCGGUAACAUUGAGAAAGUGGUCGAUGGGGGAGGGUUUAUAAUGAAACGUACUCAGUCCGGUGGGAAGAUUGAGAUCAUUUAGAAGAAUUUAAUUUUUGGAUAUUUAUUUAUUUCAUGGGUAUCAUCUCUGUGGUGAUGAGGUUUAUCCGCUAAGGGGCAUCUGAGUCGCACUUUUGUGGCUAAUAAAAACUGAGGAUCAUUAUUUUACAUUGUUUUUGUAGGCAUUGUAGUUGCCAUUGUCAUUGGGGUACUUCAUCAGCACACUUCCUUUCUUUAUUUAUUAGUGCAAGUUUUAUGGAAAAUGUAACUGAAUACGAAUAGAAAUCGUGAUUGAGUGGACGUACUUUUCGGAUUUAUAUCUGCAAUUGGACUGAUCCAUGAUUUUAGUGGCAAGAUUAGCCAUCCAAAGCAUGCUUUGGUAUGAGAAAAUUGAGCAUGGCGUUUGACUCUGUGUUUCCCAGCUCUCUCUUACAGGGUGGGGAUCCGUAUAGCCUGCCAUAUAGCCUGUCAUAUAGCCUGCUUGCCCUCCUCAGUCUCCUUUCACCAUCAUAUACAAAAUACCCUAGGACUUCCUCGUGCUAAUCACCUAAUGAAUGCAACAAAUUAAUUGGUGGGUCAGGUUGAAAACCCGAUCGAUGCGGAGCCAAAAUUAUUCUGAAGCAAGAGGCUACCGUUAUCUCGGGAAUCCUCAUGACAUGGAUGUGGGUUUAUUCCUAUGGCCUUUUGAUCUCUGGGUUACUGGACAGUGAAAGAACCCAUUUAGUGAAAGAGGUGGGCUCCACAUGGUGACUGAGUGUUUCCAUCUCAGACCCUUGGAUGAGAUCUAUACUUGCUGUCCCUCAUCUGCUGAAAUCUUUCAUCAAAUUCUAUUAUUCUUCUUAUUUGGGCUAACCCGGAUCUUUGGAGCCACAGCCAAUGUCAAGCACAAUUUCCUAUUAUGGAAGUGCUCACUGUUUUCACUAUCUCCCCUAUUUGUGAUCCCUCUCGUGUAGGGUUGGUGGUCUUCUUCCUCCAAUUUUAUGUCGAUGAAAACUGCCUCUCAUUGAUCUUGGGUCUUCUUCCCACUGACAGGAGCUGGAGAAGACCUUUUCUUUCUGGGGCACUCCCGAGGGAGACGUGUACCAUCCGGCCGAGUGCAUGCAUCAACUGCUGGAGCAGGUCCGCCGGCAUAAAGUCAACAUUGAUGGCAAUAUUUGCACCGUGAUGGUGACCAUCCUGGUCCUUGAGGUAAUCUCUCCCUCCCUUCUACCAAAGGAAUGCACUUCUAUUCCUACCCAGAUGACCAUUCUUGUUUAAAUGCGCCUUACAUCUUCUGGAUUCAUGCUAAUAAUACAUACAUACAUACAUACGCACACAUACGCACAUUUAUAUAUGUAGAUUUAUAGGCCACCAUUUUACGUGAUGCUGAUAAGUGGGUGAUCUGGUAUUCCUCACAAACUGUUCCCAUUCAUUAUAGCAACAUUAUUCGUUUUUUGAACUUAAAAAGUUAUAUCUGAUUAUUUUUUCAUUCUUGUGUUGUGGGUAAAUGCCUGGGUUCUGCCAGAUUCAUGCUGAUAUACUCUCUCAUACACAGACAUAUAUCCUGACAUUUUAUGGGAUUUUGUGGCAAAAUAGGCUGGCAUUCGGCAGCCUCACGGAGAGACUGUUUCCAUUCAUUUAUAGGACGUAAUUCGUAUGCUUUAUAACUUAAAAGGUGUAUUUUUUAUUGUUUUUAUCCUCUUAUUUGUUGCUAAAUGCCUCAAGUUCUGCAAGAUUCAUGCGAACACAAUCAUUAUAUAUAUAUAUAUAUAUAUCAUUUAUAUCUGUUAAUCCUCGCCAAAACUUUCUCCGCUCGUUUAUAAGAACAUCAUAUUCCUAUAUAUUUUCUUUAAGAUAAAAAAGGGUACAUCUUUUUUUUUCUUUUUAAUAACAAAAAUUCAUUGAAAUUCUAUAACCCUCAAGCCCCCCCCCUCCCGAACACUGCAUUCCGCCCUUGUCUUGUGCAGAUCCCCAACAUGGCUCUCCAGUCUAUGCCGCCUUCCUUUUUUUUGGCUAAUAGAAAUGCAGCACCCGCCUUUUAUUGAAUAAUCACGCUUUUAUUUAUUAAAUAUAUUUUCAGGGCUGGCAGAGGAAGCUGGACCCAGAGUACAACGUGAUGCAGACGCUGCAGACUCUCCUGUUCAAGGCCGACUGGGCCAAGUCCCUCUCCUACACAAUCGAAGGCCUCAUGGCGCCCUGA